GAGAUGGCAAAGAUUGCGACAGCCGAGGCAGCAAUCUCCACUCGAACAAAAACCACUGACACCCAUCACCGUAGUCAUAUAAACUCUCCAGAUAUGAUGCGUUCACAGAUUGGUUACCGUUUACUGUCAACGUCCUCGUUCAAGACCAUGGUUUUGUCGGACAGUAGCGAUGACGAGUCAAAGCUGGGAUAUCGCCACGUGAGACCAAAGACUCGAACAUUUUCCAAAAAAAGCGAAGGAGCUCCGAAAUCUCGACCCAAGUCGACGUCGGAUGUAAAAUACAAAGUACUCCCGACGCCCGAGGAACUUGAAGCCAUCGUGAAAAGAAGGGCACGUAGCUGUCAGCAUCGAAAAACCCCAAGAUCCAGAAAAAGUUUGACACAAAAUCGGGAUUCAGAAGCAAGCGAUGAUGAAUUUUCUCCGACUCUUGUGAGUCAUAGGUCAAUGUACCUAAUGGGUCGAUCUCGGCGACAGCUAAGAGCUCUCGCGCACAUCGACGCCAUUUCCGCCUUGGAGGUAGAAAAUAAGCGCUACGCAAUUUGGGCAAAAAUUAUGAAAGAAAAGUCUAAACACAGAGAAGCUGAGAACAAAAAGUUGCAAACGAAAGUCGAUAAUUUUGUGAAAGUCUUAAAAGACGACAAAGACCGCCAACAAAGGGUAGAUGCAGAAAACGAAGGGCAGAGAAUUCGGUCACUUUAUCAGCCAUACUCGUAUUAAAAUUGAUACAAUUUCAUGCGCAAAUCGUUUUGAAUUUUUUCGAAAUACGUCAAUUCUCACAACAUGCCGAAACUCGCCAUCCAAAUACAACAGGGCGCACGUGACGCGUCAACGAUCGUUGAUAAGAUUAUGUGGGUAGGACAGGUUUGUCUGUACGUAUUUUUCGUCAACGAUGAAAAUGUUUUGCUUUGUAUUUAGAUGGUGCUGUUCAUUAUUGUUGCACCUGCUCACUAGGUGGGACAGGUUGACGCAUAUCGCAAUUCUAUUUUAAAAUAACUUUGUCCAAGGGCGAACUUAAUAAUUUGAACCACACUAGUGCUCACAUCAGAUGGAAUUAAAAAUGUCCUAUUUAGAACGAAUAGGGUAGGUAACCAAUUAAUUCUCAGACCUUGUGUGAAUUGUGAUACAUUUGGUUGGACCUUGGCUAACAAUGAACAAUUUGUUGAGGUUUUACGUUUGUUUCGGUAAUCUACGUGUCAGUUAGUAGGCAGUGAAGUCAUUGCCUGUCAGUAAACAACCUGUUGAAUUAGACACUCAACUAUCAUGUACAUGGUAGUGACGCCAAUGUAGAUUCAAUGACAAGUUUGAGAAAGUGUAACAAAGAUAGCCACUUGUCGUGCAUAUGUCAUAGAUAUAUGGAUGUGGUGCAAUUCGCCAGGAUCCAUAAAAGCAUUACUCAUUGAAUAUAUGAGUGUCAAAAGUUUAGUUGUAUUAUAGAGGUCGCACUUUGCAUUUU
Molecule: messenger RNA, 1453 nt
Organism: Saccoglossus kowalevskii
Lineage: Eukaryota; Metazoa; Hemichordata; Enteropneusta; Harrimaniidae
Source: RefSeq, a predicted model, not a curated record